Molecule: messenger RNA, 240 nt
Organism: Hymenoscyphus albidus
Lineage: Eukaryota; Fungi; Ascomycota; Leotiomycetes; Helotiales; Helotiaceae
Source: the annotation of a GenBank genome assembly
AUGAAUAGGAAGAAGAAUAUCGAGAGGAUCGCAAAGCCCUUUGCCGUACGCGCCUAGUUUGAUGUUAGUACAACUGGUCUCGGUGCAAUUCAGGGGGGAGGGGAGAUGCCAACAUACGACGACUCCGUGGUCCCAGGCAAAGACUGCAAGCUCAUAAAGUCGGGUGACCAGAUCCCACCGGGCUGUGAUGUAACCGGCUACGAAGAUCGCAAAUGUGAGGACAGAGAAUGGGUGCAUUAA